Rhea pennata is the source of this 728-nucleotide messenger RNA. It is a transcript of the gene EFCAB10, whose product is annotated as EF-hand calcium binding domain 10. The transcript is spliced from 4 exons. NCBI's taxonomy places the organism in Eukaryota, Metazoa, Chordata, Aves, Rheiformes, Rheidae. The record is from RefSeq and is a predicted model, not a curated record. The coding region runs from base 1 to 390 and encodes 129 amino acids. Gene Ontology annotation, molecular function: calcium ion binding.
AUGGCGGCGGCGGGCGAGCAGCGGGGCCGCGAGUACCUGGAGCGGCACCGCAUCCCCGAGCUGCUCCACAGCCUCAGCGCGCUGCUGCUCUACCACCGGCCCGAAAGACCACGCGAGUUUCUGAUCCAGGUACUGGAAAAAGUGCAGGCUGGAAAGCAAGGUGAGGGGGAGUAUCCUUAUCUUAUGGAUGAGUCGAACCUGACUGCCAUGUUUGAGAUGAUGGACGUUGCAGGUCAAGGGUACAUAACGUCAGUGCAGUACAAAGAAGCUCUUAAAACCUUGGGACUGUGCACAGAAGGCCUGCACUCUGAAGAUGAUGCAAAUAUCACACUGGACACAUUCAAAGAAGAAGUGACUAAAAAGAUGCUGGAGAGCUGGGCUGUAUAUUAGUUUCAGCUGCGGAUGUAUACAUGUAUCUAUUUACACCCACCCACAACAUAGACAUUUUCCUCAAUCUUUUUUUCUGUUUCUUCAUCCGUUGACAGCUGCUGUCCUCUCAUUUUUAAGCAGUAUCCUCUUUCUCAUUUUUCCCACAUUUAGCAAUCAGACUUAAAGAUAAACAAAAAAAAAUGGUUACAAACUGUCUGAAAAUUGCCAUUCUUCUGUUACAAGACUAUGUUAUUUAAAAAGAUGUUUUGGAGCUUCUGCAACAGGAGUGAUGGAUUCAGAGUGUAGCUUGUGGCAGUACUCUGUUACUUGUUGGCUUGUCCAUCCACUGAAUAAAGUUA